Molecule: messenger RNA, 1355 nt
Organism: Spinacia oleracea (spinach)
Lineage: Eukaryota; Viridiplantae; Streptophyta; Magnoliopsida; Caryophyllales; Amaranthaceae
Exons: 2
Coding region: 170-1180 (336 amino acids)
Source: RefSeq, a predicted model, not a curated record
UUAGGUACUCAUUACAUGAAGCAGUGCACCCACUAACACAUCCCACCUUUAUUCCCAUUACACUUGUUUUUCCUUCUUCUUCACUCAGUCUCAGUCACUGCUGCCCACAAACCACCACCACCACCACCACCACCACCAACUCACUCAAGCUUCUUUCCUUCUUUAUGAAAUGUCCCACCACCAUCCUCCACCAUUCCCCAUCAUCCUCACCCUUCUUUUCUCUCUCCUGCCCUUAUUGCCCGGACUACCCGUCUUACCCAACCCAGACCCAGCUUCCAUCCAACAACAGCAAACCUUCCUCCCAAAUCCCUCUCCGCCGGCCACUAUCCCAUCAUUCCCUGAACAAUCAGCUGUAGCCGGAUGUCCAUUAUCCCUCCCCGAUGAGAUCUUCCCCGCCGUUAAGGCUUCAUGUAACGGUGGCGGGCAUCUCCGGCGAGGCAAAUGCUGCCCUGUCCUGGCCGCCUGGCUGUACUCUGCCUACUCGAAUACAGCUCUGGGUAAAGGAGCUAGCAAUAGUAAGUCGGUAUCAACGACGUCGUAUGAUAUGCCAUUGCUGCCAGAUGACUCAGAAACAUGUGUUGAUGGGCUUGAAAACGCAAUGAGAGAUAAAGGGGUAAAUUUGGUAAAAAUAAAUGCAACUUGUGAUGUUGUGUAUUGUUACUGUGGAAUUAGGCUUCAUCAAUUGAGCUGUCCUCAAGCUUUUCAUAUUUCAGAAGAUGGUAGAUUAGCAGGGGAUGACAGAGUCAACAAGUUAGAGAAAGAUUGUUAUAGCUCACAUAAGUCUAAGGAUGACCAUUCUACCCUUGCUGGUUGUUCUAAGUGCUUGCACUCUCUUUACUCGCUGAAAAAAGGCAGCGGAGUAAGUAAGAACGGAACAAAAGCAGACGUGAGGACAAGCAAGAUGCGUAGCAGAGACUGCGAAUUAAUGGGGUUGACAUGGCUUCUACACAAAAACAGAGACAAGUAUAUGUCUACGGUUACAGCAGUAAUGAGAGCACUAAUGCUGAAUGAAGAAGGUGCUGAUCCACAAUCAUGUAGUCUGAGCAGCAAUGGUUUGCCACUCGCUGUUGAUUCCUCUGAAAUCGAUGGCCAGUCUUCAUCAGUAACCCUUAAGUCCCCUCUCUACGUCACGUUUUUCUUGCUAAUUACGAGCUCAACUAUAGUAUCGUAUUAUUUCUAGAUUUAAUCAUCUUCUUUAAUCCCCAUUUUUUGUUCUUUAAUUGUGGCUGUUUAGUGUUUACCACUCACUGUGUUGUAGUAACUAGUAAGUAAGAUGUAAUAGUAGUCUAGGGUUUAAAAUCAUGCAUGUUACCAGUAAACUUUGUGCAGGGUUAAAAGUGUCAUGUUCCAGAUGA